AUCUUUUAUUUUCCACCUUAAGGGAGUCCUAAAACACCAGCAGUUCAUCUCCCUCAACUGAAAGAAAUUCUACCUACUCUACAAGAUCUAUCUGGUCCAGAAAUCCUUGUGAGCAAAACAUCUAGAUUGAAUAAUGAAGCAUUACAAAAUGAUGAGUUUGACAAUGCUACUUUUGCUCAUAAGAAAACCCCGUCAUUCAAAAGAAGAGGGAAAAGUCAGUUGACAUUAGCUACUCUGGAAGCUGAAUUGAGAAAUGAUAAAAAUCCACACGAGACUGAGACAUUAUCCGGACGAUCAUUCAGUAAGUAUCAAUCUCUUCAGCAAGCACCUGAAUCUGGAGAUUCAGUUCGGGUUCCAAGGUUCAUUCGUCGGAGACAAAACAGAAUUUCACUUGGUACAUUCAGUAAGGGAGUAGAAAAGUAUCUUGAAGAGUUACAUAAAGAGGAUCAUGUGAAUGAUCAACGUGAACACAAUACAUUAAAUGAUACUUCUACUGACAUGUUUGAUAAUGCUGACACACAAGAAGAAAAUCAGCCUGAUCACAUUGAAAAAGAUUAUUUUUCAGAAGCCAAUGCACUGUCGAGAGAUGUAAAUGUGAGACAGACGCAUCUGCCAAUAGCAGAAUCUACUCGGCUUUAUGAGAAUGACUUGUCAGAGUCAGAUGAACUACAUCAUAAUGAUGAUGCAAAGAACAAGAUGUUUAUUGAGAAAAAACAAAAUUUUGAUCAUGUCUCCGAUAAUGAGGUAGAUGAUGAUGAUGAUGAUGUUGAUGAUGCUGCUGAUGGUGAGGAGAACGAUGAUAAUAGCGAUGCUAAGGUGGAUGAUAACUAUGGUGAAGUGAAUGAUGCACAUCAGGUAAUAGAUGAUGAUGAUGAUGAUGCUGCUGAUGGUGAGGAGGACAUGGAUGACAACAAUGGUGAAGUGAAUGAUGCACAUCAGAUAGAUGAUGAUGAUGAGAUGGAUGAUGAAGACAUCAAUGCUGAGGUACAAUAUAAUGACGAUGAUGAUGCUGCCAAGAUGGAUGAACAUGAGGCUAUUAACGAUGCUGAUAAUCAUAAUACUAAUGAAGAAGAAGAAUGUGAUAUUGCCUCUGAGGAGGAGGAUUAUAUUGUGAUUGAAGAGGGUCAUGUGUCGGAAGUUGAUGUAAUGGAAGAAAACAGAGUUGGACUUCAGAGAAAGAUGUUGCCAAUCAGACAGAGGUUUGUUACUGAGAAGCAGAGUUUAACGUUAUUGGUUGAAAAGUAUAUGCCUUUAGAAUAUCGACAGGAGCUGAUUCCAGUUGCCAGAUCUGGCAAUAUAGUAGAGCCAAAGUAG
Saccoglossus kowalevskii is the source of this 1314-nucleotide messenger RNA. RefSeq lists its product as uncharacterized. Lineage: Eukaryota; Metazoa; Hemichordata; Enteropneusta; Harrimaniidae. The record is from RefSeq and is a predicted model, not a curated record. Gene Ontology annotation, cellular component: kinetochore. Gene Ontology annotation, molecular function: DNA binding; protein heterodimerization activity. Gene Ontology annotation, biological process: chromosome segregation; kinetochore assembly; mitotic cell cycle.